Rattus rattus (black rat) is the source of this 1233-nucleotide messenger RNA. RefSeq names its product 60S ribosomal protein L3-like. Gene Ontology annotation, biological process: ribosomal large subunit assembly; translation. Gene Ontology annotation, cellular component: ribosome; cytosolic large ribosomal subunit. The record is from RefSeq and is a predicted model, not a curated record. Gene Ontology annotation, molecular function: structural constituent of ribosome; RNA binding. Lineage: Eukaryota; Metazoa; Chordata; Mammalia; Rodentia; Muridae.
GGCGGCGUGCGGCAGCGAGAUGUCUCACAGGAAAGUCUCAGCUCCUAGGCAUGGGUCCUUGGGCUUCUUGCCUCGGAAGCGCAGCAGCCGGCAUCAUGGAAAAGUGAAGAGCUUCCCUAAGGAUGACCCUUCCAAGCCUGUUCACCUCACAGCCUUUCUAGGGUACAAGGAUGGCAUGACCCAUGUUGACCGGCCAGGAUCUAAGGUGAAUAAGAAGAAAGUUGUGGAGGGUGUGGCCAUUGUGGAAACCCCACCCAUGGUGGUUGUGGGUAUUGUGGGAUAUGUAGAAACCCCACGAGGCCUCCGGACCUUCAAGACUGUAUUUGCUGAGCACAUCAGCGAUGAGUGUAAAGGGCGUUUCUAUAAGAACUGUCACAAAUCUAAGAAGAAGGUUUUUACCAAAUACUGUAGGAAAUGGCGAGGUGACACAGGCAAGAAGCAGCUGGAGAAGGACUUCAACAGCAUGAGCUGCCAGGUCAUCCGCAUAAUUGCUCACACUCAGAUGGAGAUCCGGGUGACUGGGGGCACUGUGACUGAGAAGCUAGACUGGGCCCAAGAGAGGCUGGAGCAGCAGGUCCCCGUGAACCAGGUGUUUGGGCAGGGUGAGAUGAUUGACGUCAUCGGCGUGACAAAGGGCAAAGGCUACAAAGGGGUGACCAGCCAUUGGCAUAUAAAGAAGUUGCCCCGAAAGACCCAUCGAGGUCUGUGCAAAGUUGCCUGUAUUGGAGCUUGGCACCCCGCCUGUGUAGCCUUCUCUGUGGCUCAAGCUGGGCAGAAAGGCUACCAUCACCAAACAGAGAUCAACAAGAAGAUUUACAAGACUGGUCAAGGCUCCCUCAUCAAGGAUGGUAAGCUGAUCAAGAACAAUGCAUCUACUGACUACGACCUGUCUGACAAGAGCAUCAACCCACUGGGUGGCAUUGUCCAUUAUGGUGAGGUGACCAAUGACUUCCUCAUGCUCAAAGGCUGUGUGGUGGGAUCCAAGAAGCAAGUGCUUACUCUUCGGAAAUCCUUGCUGGUCCAGACCAAGCGUCGGGCUCUGGAGAAGAUUGACCUGAAGUUCAUUGACACCACCUCCAAAUUCGGACAUGGUCGCUUCCAGACCAUGGAGGAAAAGAAAGCAUUCAUGGGACCACUCAGGAAAGAUCGCAUUGCUAAGGAGGAAGGUGCCUGAUGCCAGGAGUGCUUUGUGCAGCUGGUGGGGUCUCAUCAAUAAAAUGUUUCCAAUUAAAA